UCAAAACUAAACAUGAUUGCGCUGUAUUUGUUGCUCGCCAUACCACUGGCUCUGUACAGCAUUUAUUUUAUAUCAAAACGAAAAUAUCAGUACUGGGAACGUAAGAAAGAAGGUGUCACAUUUGCCACCAAAACCUAUAUUGGGAAAUUUCUCCGAAUACAUUCUCCAGAAGAAAUACUUUGGACGAGUAGAACAGGAAUUAUGUCAAACAUUCCCAGAAGAACCAUACGUUGGCACUUACUUAGGCACAGAACCAACCCUCAUCGUGCAAGAUCCAGAACUCAUCAAGGCCGUCAUGACAAAAGACUACUAUUACUUCAGCGGCCGUGAAGCUUCAAAUUACUCCGAAAAAGAAUUGAUAACGCGAAAUCUUUUCUUCAGUUAUGGUGACAAGUGGAAGGUACAAAGGCAAAACUUAACGCCUCUGUUCUCAUCCGCCAAAAUGAAGAAUAUGUUUCAUUUAAUUGAGAAAUGUGCUCAUGUCUUCGAAAAUCUCAUCGACCAGGAAGUUCAGAAAAGCAAUGACAUUGAAGUGAGAGCCCUAAUAGGAAAGUUCACGAUGGAUGCCAUUGGAAACUGUGCUUUUGGUGUAGAGACCCGCACUAUGGUGAAGACUGAAAACAAUCCAUUCACAAAAAUUGGCAACGUUAUCUUCGAUACUAAUUGGUUCAGAGCAUUCAAGCUUGUCGCGAGAGGUAUUUGGCCAGCCAUCUUUUAUGGUUUGGGGUACAAAUCUCAACCUGUUGAUGUUGACAAGUUUUUCACCAAUUUGAUGACUGAAACAUUCAAAGGAAGAGACUACAAGCCAACUACAAGAAACGACUUUGUUGAUCUUAUGUUGAAGCUGCAUAAUCAAAAAACAGUGACUGGUGACAGUAUGUCGAAUAUGAAGGGUGAUGCGGGGAAAAAACUGACUUUAGAAAUUGAUGACGAAUUUUUGAUCUCACAAUGUUUCUUGUUCUUUGCUGCUGGAUUUGAGACAUCGGCGACCACGUUGAGUUACACUUUGUUUGAAUUGGCAAAGAAUCCUGCAGCUCAAGACCUGGCGUUCCAGGAUGUGGAGAACUAUUUGCGUCGCAACGACAAUGUAUUGAAAUACGAGUGUGUUACCGAGUUGCCUUACGUGGAAGCGUGUGUCAAUGAAGCUCUUCGUCUGUACCCUGUUCUGGGAGUCAUAACUCGAGAAGUAAUUGAAGACUACACAUUCUCCACAGGAUUGAAAUUAGAGAAAGGUAUUCGGGUACAUUUACCGGUGUACCAUAUGCAACACAAUUCUAAAUACUUCCCUGAACCUGAGCAGUUUCGACCGGAGCGGUUUCUGGGUGACGCUAAGCAAGAAAUCAGACCAUACACGUACUUUCCAUUCGGAGAAGGCCCUAGACUUUGCAUUGGAAUGAGGUUUGCAAAGAUGCAGAUUACAGCCGGAAUAAUAACUUUACUGAAGAAAUAUCGAGUGGAACUCGCAACAGGCAUGAGCGAAAAAGUCCAGUUCGAGCCACGAUCUGUAAUCACUGCACCUAUUGGAGGAAUCCGACUGAAAUUCAUCGAACGAGAGGGCUGGCAACAACGUGUGUUGAAGGUCGCAUCAUAAGUCUGAGUUAGUUUUAUUCAUAGUCCGUUUUAAAAAAAUCAACUAUUGAAUUGUUUGAGAAAGAAUCUUGACGCGCUAUUGCCAUGCCAUUUCAAAAAAUAGAACGGCGUAAUUAAAAAGCAUUCAUUUAUCCAUAUUCAAUUUCUUGCCACCUUCAAUUGGUUGACAGAAACAUAUAUAUGUGUGGCUUGUCGGCAGAAGGUUCAACCUAUACACACAAAACAGAAGGUAUAACUUCAGACCCUCGAUUAACUAACAGUGUUAUUCUUCUGCCAUCGCCCUUUAUUGUCAUAGAUCAGACAAAUUCAUCUCAAGGUACUUGUCACAUACUACGACUGCCGAAUAUCUGGGUGCCAUAGCAGUCAGACAAGAUAUUUGAAAUGUAGGUAAGAAAAAGUUUCUUUCAGUACAGAACAACAGAGUUCUAGAGAGGGCCAACACUCUUGAAUUUUCUGCUGUGUCGAGAGUGCGUUUACAAACAUACAAUUUCACAUACAUCUCAUGUGUGUGUGUGAAAUUGUAUCGCAUUUAUAA
Molecule: messenger RNA, 2125 nt
Organism: Spodoptera exigua (beet armyworm)
Lineage: Eukaryota; Metazoa; Arthropoda; Insecta; Lepidoptera; Noctuidae
Source: the annotation of a GenBank genome assembly